AGCUAACGUCACAUGGACAAUUAAAUUCAUAUUUUAAUGGUGGAUAAUUGGAUAUGGGACUGCUCACUCUCCACUCCAGUCAAAUUUUCUCACACUCAGUCACUUUAAGUCUGAAACACUGUAAACAGACACAGACACAGUGCAUUGCUGCGAUUCCCACAAGCCAUCGCCGUCGUUUCUCGCUCUCAACUGUCUUUAUAUAUGUCUCUGCUCAACAACAAGCCCAAUGAAGAAGAUCACAUCGAUCGAAUCAGUGACUUACCGAGUAAUGUCAUUGAUGGUAUCCUACAAAACUUGGACAUCCGAGACCAAGUUAGGACUUGUAUUUUGUCAACAAAGUGGAGGUAUAUGUGGACUUAUGUCCCACAACUUGUGUUUCCUGCAAGCUUUUUUGAAUCCUACGAGCAUCUCGAUGACUCUAGCCCUAUAGUUUCUGAAAUUAUCACUGAUGUUCUUAUGCGUCACAAUGGGCCGAUAUAUAAGUUUUUUCUUCUCAUAGUUCCGGACUUCAAUUUUAAGAUCACAGUGGAACACCUUGAUAUGUGGGUUCCCCUUUUGUCGAGGAGGGGCAUUAAACAUCUUGAGCUUGUGGGCUACGAAACAGGUCUUAGUCAUUUGCCAUAUAUUGUCUUCUCUUGUAAGGAAUUGACCAAAUUUAAAUUAGGCGGAUUUAACUUGUCAAUUCCACCUAAUUUCUCUGGGUUUAAAAGAUUGCUUAAUCUUAACUUAUACAAUGUUACAUUCGAGUCAGGUGCACUUGAGAGUCUUAUUUCUGGUUGUCAGUUACUUGAAAAGAUCAGCAUUGAAGACUGUAAUGGUUUUGAAUAUUUUGAUUUUUCUGCUCCUUCCUUAAAAGUCUUAUUGCUAUACUUUGAUGAAGAUGUGAAGUCAAUUUGUCUCAAGAAAGCAAACAAUUUGAUUGAUCUUAGACUUAUAGCUAUGGAUUGCUGGGUAUCUGGUUUGAUCAAAAGCUUGCCAAAAAAUAUGCAGAGGUUUUCUAUUGGUUCAUAUGUUUUAACUAACAAGAUCCCUUAUGCAGAUAUCAUUCCCCUGACGCUGGUGAAAAGCUCAUUCAACUCCAUAAAGUAUCUGGAAUUGGGUGCUGUGAAAUUGAAUGAAAGAAAAGAAAUUUUGUAUAUUGUUAAUGUACUUAAAAGUGCUCCUCGCUUGGUUGAACUUGUUGUAGAGAGUAACGGCCAUGUUGAUAUUACACAAGCGUCUGACCGCUCGGUGGAGUUGGAAUGUAGUAGCUGUUGCCUUAAUCAACUUAAGACCGUGAAUAUCAACAUUCGUGCUACUUCUCAUCAACAUGCAAUGAGUUUGAUACAGUUCAUACUUGCAAAUUCUACAUCGUUAAAGACUCUUACUUUUAACGUUCGUCUUGAGUCUCGAGAAUUAGAUGCAUCUAUGUUGUUAAGCAUUUCACAAGACUUGCUAUUGAUGAAACGAGCAUCACAGAGUGCACAGGUUAAGUUCAUUCAUUGAGAAUGUAUUGGAUUUUAUCUGUAAACACCACAGUUCUGCUCGGUGUCUUUGCUUUAUUUAAUUUUCCAGACUAGCCCAAGUGUUGGACCAUUCCGAGAAGUUAGAAUGCAGUAGUUCAGCCUUAAUCAACUUUCACAGUGAAUAUCAUCUAUGUCCUCAACAUGCAAUGUGUUUGAUGAAACGAGUUAUACUUUCAAAUUCAUCAUUGUUAAAUACUUAGUUUUGAAGUUGGUAAGAAAUCAGAUGCACCUAUUUUGACAAGCAUUUCACAAGACUAGUUAAGGAUAUAGUUUGUGUUUAUUUUGAGAACCCGGCUAUCCUUUCCUGUUUGUUCAGGAGUGUAACCUUAUUUCUCUCCUAUUUGUACUGCUUGUGCAUAGGUUUCAGUCUAUUAAUAUAUUUACAGUUUAAAAAAAAUCAGAUAAAUAACAUUUGAGGUGUUAGCUAAAGUUUUAGCUUUGUAGUCUAAAGUUGCACAAUAGUCAUUAAUUUCACUUUGUUUUUUUCUUCCAUACACAUGACAUGAGUGUUUUCGUAUCUUUGUGUCUUCCCAUGGCUGGACUCAUAUAUCCACCCUACUUCACAAUGGAACACCUUGAUUUGUCACAAUUUUUUUUUUCAUAUCUCUUUACUUCACAAUGAAAUCAUAUCUUUGGACCGAUA
Molecule: messenger RNA, 2148 nt
Organism: Trifolium pratense (red clover)
Lineage: Eukaryota; Viridiplantae; Streptophyta; Magnoliopsida; Fabales; Fabaceae
Product: F-box/FBD/LRR-repeat protein At1g13570-like
Exons: 4
Coding region: 202-1485 (427 amino acids)
Molecular function (GO): protein binding
Source: RefSeq, a predicted model, not a curated record